CUUUUAUAAACAUUCUUCAUAUUUGAUCUCAUUUAAAAUUCUACUUUUCAAAAUUUAUCAUUUCAUAGUGUACUCUAUCAGAGAAUCAUUGCUUACCUUUGCACACAUUAAUGUUGACAAAAAGCAGAAUACCUAUUAGGUAUUAUUUGACGUAUACACUGUCAAAUUCGAAAUUCAAGUUAUGUCUGAAAAUUUGCGAUUCCCAGCCCAAGCCGUCCAAGGCAUCGAGCACGAAAAAUGGAAAGCCAUGGUGGACAGCGUUAUAGAUUUCAUAUCAGCGUCCAGAGCCAUGCUGCACCUGCUCAAUGACAAAUUAGCAGACAACGAAAAGUGGAACGAAGACCAAAGAAAGAAAAUCGAAGAGGAAAAAAACAUGACCGCAUUUUAUAAAGAUUACUUGAGCUUGGAAAUCGCACCAAAAUUGGAUAGAAUGUCAGCUACUACAGGAACUGCAAUUGAAAAUACCGAUGUUGAGAAAUUCAAGCGUGGUAUCGAAAUAAAGAGUGCAAUUGGAACUAUUCAAAAAAAUGAAGUCAAGCCGUGCAAAUCUUGUAAAAGUUGUAGAAAACUUGAGGAGUUACCACUCCCGGAACAUAGAGAUAAAAAUCCAAUAACCACUUCUUUUCGAAACAAGUUGUUUAGUACACAAGAAACUCAAUUGAUUGUGGAAAAUAGGUCUGAAGAAAGUCAAUAUGUGGCCGAAAAUAAGUCAAUUAAUAUUCAAACAUGUUCUAAAAUGGAAAGCAUUCCUACAGAUAUUAAAUGUAAAACACAAUGUUCUAAGCAUGCAAAUAAUAAUGUAACUUCUAGUCCAAAAGAAAGUAUGCUUCAGAAAAGCGCUAAUGCUCUCCCAAAAAAUACUCCGAAAUUCAGUAAAAUCCCUAAAACGCAAAGUUUCAAUGAUAGUAGAAACAAAAAUUCAUCAGUUGGGCAUACCGGAAAAGAAAGACCCAUGACUGCUAAAUCUAUAUGCAAGAAAAGAUUAUUUCAAAAAGAAGCAACUUACGAAGAUUUAAGUCAAAAAAGUAAAAGUCAGAUGCUAUAAUUACUAAAGGUGCUGGUUCUCUCCAAAGUCAAUGUGUUUUGUUCCAUGUCCAUGUAAAAACUCAAUAAAACCAAAAUAAUUUAUUUACAAAAAAAAAUAACGUAUUUUCACAAAUCCUGUAUUUAGUAUUCGUUAAUAGAUUGCCUCAGUUUUAUAACUUCUUCGAGGCCCCUACCACGUUUUACCGCCACUUCGUACCACAUUCUGACAUUCAGGAGAACAAUCUUCAAUGAAACUCCUAGUUACUUGUGGUUUCGCUCCAAAACCUCUACCAACUGGUGUCUGCUGUCCCGCCAUUCCUGAUUCAUGACACAUUUUUGGGUCCUGUUGUCCAAGCGAGUAUGUCUUGUUUCCCAUUAUUCCUGGUUCGUAUAUAUUCUGCCCCGGUGGACAGUAUUCUCUGCCAACUGGUCCAUAAGAAGCUCCUUGGUCUGGCGAGUUUCUGCUCAUCAUGCCUGGUUCGUAACCUAUUUCCUGGCCUGGUCCACAAUAUUCUGCCAUUAGAAGUUCCGGUGCCUUCCGCAUGAUUCCUGGUCCGUGAAAUGGUUUUUGG
Ceutorhynchus assimilis (cabbage seed weevil) is the source of this 1598-nucleotide messenger RNA. The record is from the annotation of a GenBank genome assembly. Lineage: Eukaryota; Metazoa; Arthropoda; Insecta; Coleoptera; Curculionidae.